Uncinocarpus reesii 1704 is the source of this 1221-nucleotide messenger RNA. RefSeq lists its product as uncharacterized. Gene Ontology annotation, biological process: regulation of DNA-templated transcription; chromatin organization. The record is from RefSeq and is a predicted model, not a curated record. Gene Ontology annotation, molecular function: DNA binding; chromatin binding. Gene Ontology annotation, cellular component: nucleus. Lineage: Eukaryota; Fungi; Ascomycota; Eurotiomycetes; Onygenales; Onygenaceae. Bases 1 to 1221 code for a protein of 406 amino acids. The transcript has a single exon.
AUGCCUCGUGCAUCUGCAAAACCGGGUGCUACAGGAUUCAAGAAAAUUGCACCUCUACCCAGCACUACAGGAGCAGGGACAAAGGGGAAUGCGGCCCCUGAUUUACAAUCCAGCAAGACGCCGAAGCAGGUUAAGAAAACCGCUCAGAAACGGAACAAAAAGCGCAAGGCCGGAAUUUAUGAUGACGAUGAAGAAAGCAUCAUCAAGGCUGGAGGUUCGGACUCGGAUGGAUCAGAUGAAUUCACCACGGUUACCACUCAAACCAAGUCGGGUCGACAGAUUCAUCGACCCACUGUUUUCGCUCCACAACCGGAUCCAGCUCCAAUCUCUGCGGCGGGAACGGCAGUGUCUCCCGUGGGAGGCCCCGAGGGAGGGAGUCCCCGGAAGAAGCGACGAAUACGGCGGGUAAAAGAAGCCAACAUCACCUGCGAGCACUGUCAGAGGGGUCAUAGCCCGGCAGGGAAUCAAAUCGUGCUUUGUGACGAUUGCAAUGGGGCAUGGCAUCAAUUCUGUCAUGAUCCGCCGGUGGAAGCAGAGACAGUCAGUGAGAAGGAGUCGCAGUGGUUCUGUAGUGAUUGCAGACCCCUUAAAGCCCCCCCAUCUGUUGCUUCAGUACCUGGUGUUUCAAACGUCGAAACGGUUACUGCUACCGUUUAUGAUUCCAACUUUCUGCAUUCGCAAAACCUCGUCGGAGGAUCGAAUUUCACCGCUGAGGAAAGAUUGGGAUAUCUUUCUCGUCUCUCUCAUGCCGCUCUGGUUGGUCUGUUAGCGCGGAUAUCUGGUGAAAACCCCGAGUUACCGAUUUUCCCAGCCAAUUUGAAGGAACUACGCACAUCUACGUUUAUAGCUCCGUUUCCCACGAAGCCAUCGAGCGCAGCAACAAACGCCACUUCACAAGACACCACACUGUCAACGUCGUUGCCGCAGGUUGCCGGUGCCAUCUCUCCACCCCCCGCAAAAGUCCAAACCCAACAUCCACCCGCAACCACCAUCGCCUCUUCUGACCCUACUCCCGCCGCAGCUCCUAUCGACGAGUACGCUUCCGACGAAGAAUUCAUCCCGGAGCACCGUCUCUAUCCUAAGCCCGGAAAUGGGUUCCGUUUGCCUCCUGACUCGGUGGAUCUUGAUAUAUUGCUUGAAGAUCCCAACUGUCGGACGUUUAGCCAUGCGCUUCAUGGCCCGGCGGAGAUGAGAGCCGAAGCUGCUGUUGGCGUCGCGUGA